This is a messenger RNA of Emiliania huxleyi CCMP1516, 1225 nucleotides long. RefSeq lists its product as hypothetical. The transcript has 7 exons. The coding region runs from base 514 to 951 and encodes 145 amino acids. Lineage: Eukaryota; Haptophyta; Isochrysidales; Noelaerhabdaceae. The record is from RefSeq and is a predicted model, not a curated record.
AGGCAGGCCAGCCUUGGCCGCUUCGACACGGCGGUGGAGGCGGCGGUGGCGUACGCGCGGGCGGUCGGGGAGACGGAGGCGGAGGCGGCGGCGGCGGCGGAGGCGGCGGAGGCGGAGGCGGAGGCGGCGGUGGCUGGCGGCUUGCGCCUCCACCCCUGCAGCGGCGGCACCGGCUACAGGGGCGUGCGCAGGGAUAAAUCGCGCUUCGAGGCGCGGUACAGCGCGAACGGAAGGUGGGCCAGCCUUGGCCGCUUCGACACGGCGCGGCAGGCGGCGGUGGCGUACGCGCGGCACUUCGGCAGCUUCGACCCCGACGCCGCGGACCGGCGAGCCGCGGCCAGUUUAACCGCCUCCGCGCUCGCCGACCAGCGCGAGCGGCGCCACGAGCAGCGGCUGACGCGGGCGUCGCUUCGGCUCCCCGUGCUGCCAGAGCGCGAGGACGGCUACACGCCGAAGGAGCGGACGGCGCUCGUCGAGCACGAGGCGGAGGCGCUCACCGAGUGGGUGCUGGAGAUGCUCGAGCAGGACCCGCACGCAGUCACGUACGUCAUGACGGGCUCUCGCGACACGAUGGAGCUGCACGGCGACAACCUGAGCGCCUGGGAGGUGCUCAAAACGUCGAUCUUCCGCGGCCCGAGCUCGUACCUGCUCUUCCAGGGCGGGCAGGCGACGCCCGACGACGUCCGCGACGCGAUCGCCAAGGGGUGGCUGCACGUCUCUUCCCGGCCGACGACGUACGCGCGGGGCGAGACCGGGUGGAGGAGGCGACGCAGCGCGCCGUCAUCUACGGCAAGCCCGCGGACACGGCCCGCGAUAACCUUCUCUGGCGGAGGUGCGGCACCGGUGGCAACACGCCCGGCAUGGUUUGCGGCUACCAGACGCGCGCCUUCGUCCUCUCCUCCAAGGCGCUUGAGAAUGGCUGGGAGGUGGUGCCACACCCGAGCGCGGUGACGCGCGACGCCGACGGCAUGGCGAUCGGCGAGUGCCUUGCGGCACACGCGAUGGCGCCGCAGCCGGAGGGGCGGGCUCUGCCCCUCAAGUCCCUGUGAGAUUGCUCACGCCUGUGCACAGGCGCCUGCGCUGGACCUCACGGUGCUCAACGCCGGGCGGGCGCCAUGCAGGCAGGCGCCAUGUCUUGACAGCCGGGCGGGCGCGGCAGUAAGGUGCGCUCGCUGUGCACGCGUCUUUUUUUUCCCGGCCGGGGGUUUGCAAGGAAGGGCGGUGU